Messenger RNA from Coprinopsis cinerea okayama7#130, 1752 nucleotides. RefSeq lists its product as hypothetical. The transcript is spliced from 3 exons. NCBI's taxonomy places the organism in Eukaryota, Fungi, Basidiomycota, Agaricomycetes, Agaricales, Psathyrellaceae. Gene Ontology annotation, molecular function: protein binding. The coding region runs from base 1 to 1581 and encodes 526 amino acids. The record is from RefSeq and is a predicted model, not a curated record.
AUGCCUCUGACCACUCUCCCAACCGACAUACUCAUCCUCAUCCUCGCAUCACUCUCAAUCACAGACCUCGCCUCUCUCUCACAAACAUGUUCUCUACUCCACUCUCUUGUCACAGAAUUCGGCUGGGCAGCUUACUCCCGUCUGCACCCAAGGCCCUCGCACAGUCUCUCACACGCCCGCAGAAAAUGGAGUGCCUACACUCAAGUCCAACACGACUAUCUAACCGACAAAGCCUGGAAAUCAACCGAGUUCAUCGCGAGACCGCUCUCCCGCACCUGGGCGGGAAAGCAACAACCCACUCUCGCAAUCACACCUACCCGACUCGUCGUCGCAGCCGGGACGAACCUCUAUUCCUAUGUUUUCGGUUGUAAAUCCUCGAAACCCUCGAUAUCCUUCGAAGGUGUAGUGAACCUAGACGACCCCCUCGUGCGCGGACGCAACAUCACGUCUGUAACCUUCCUAGACGACGGGGAGUUAGACUCUACCCUGCUCGUGGCGUACCAAGAACAACGUGUAGAGAUCAUCACACUCAUACCCGUCCACGGUAACAACAACCAACAAAGGGGACCGGGUCUGACGUUCAGACGCACCCGCCACGCUGCAUUCCCCCAGGACGAUUACGUCGAAAGCUUCUCUACAUCACGACACCACCUCCUUUCUAUUUCCUCCAAUGGGACAGCGAGGUUUCUGUACCAAGGGGGCGUGGUACCCUCUACCGAGUCCGAGUCGUCUCCUCCCACUCCCUCAGCAAGAAUAGAUCUAAACGAGCGUAGCUGGACUUGUCACCUCUCAAUGGACGCUUCAACGCCUUUUGCUGCAUUCGGGACAUCCGGUAAAACACCCUUGACAGUCUACUCCAUCUCUCAAGACAGAAUGUCUCCUCUCCCCGAAUACAUCCUUCUUUCCAAGAAGUACGGCGAUACUAGCAUCUCAUUAGACUCCUUACCUUCCUUGGCAGUAUACGGAAUAACGCGAGCGCCGCUCUCCUCCCCAUUCGGCGCAUCCCCCCAGGUCCUCGCAUCAGGUUGGUUCGAUGGUCAAGUCCGGAUAUACGAUCUCCGCGCCUCCGAGUCUCGUUUAACCGCUCCCUCUUCACCUUCCCAGACCACCCCUUCGUCGUCUUCCUCCUCCUCCUCCGCAACAAUCCUGUCCCCAAUCCUCACACUCCAAGACCGCUGGUCCCCCGAACCCAUCUACACCCUCUCCUCCGGCGGCGGCUCCUCAGCCCACAUCGCAGCAGGCACCGCCCGCCACAGCGUCGUCUCCUUCUGGGACACCCGCUCCCCGCGCCUCGGAUGGAGCGUGCACGCACCAGGCAACGACCGUUCCCCCGUAUUCGACGUCAUCCUCGAGAGCUCCAGGUGCUUCGGUGUAACCGAAGCUAGGCCUUUUGUUUAUGAUUUCGGCCCGAAUCCCAGUUUAGACGCCUACCCGACUCUGACGCCGAACCGCGAGUUGGCAGCGGUGACACAACCACCAAGAGGCCAACGCCAAUACCACCGCGAAGGCAUCAAAUACAAACCCAAUCUCAUGACUUACGAAGUGGCUAAAUACACGCAUGCCAGUUCCGGUUUAUCAUGAAUAGAGCAUAAUAGACUCUCGGGAGCUCAAGCCAACGCAGGAACCUAGCGCUACACAUGUGCAUCAUUGACGUCCUUUUAAUACACGCGCACGUCUCUUUACAAUCCAUUCUACUACUUAUAGACCGGUGUAAAAUUACAUACAAAAAAAGAGACGACGUCGUCUCGAUUC